CCCAGUUCCGCCCAGUUCCACUGAACUGAACUCCCAGACCCGGAGCAGACAGACCAGGACCCGCUCCUCUGUGUGGACCCUCCAGACCCGGCACCGGAAGGCGAGGUGAAUCAUGAGCACCAGCUACAGCGUAACCCUUAUUGGCCCCGCCCCCUGGGGCUUCAGGCUACAGGGAGGGAAGGACUUCUGUCUGCCUCUCACCAUCUCACGGUUGACUGAUGGAGGUAAGGCGGCCAAAGCUAAAAUGAGCAUCGGAGACAUCAUCAUGUCCAUAAAUGGCAUCUCCACUGACAGCAUGAACCACCUGGAGGCCCAGAACAAGAUUAAAGCCUCCUCGGACCAGCUCAGUCUCACUAUGCAGAGACCUUCCACUGCCCCUAAAGACGGAGCACCUAAGGCUGAACCUCAAGAAAUCAUUAAGCCCGUUCCAAUCAAUCACCCUGCAUCAAGCUCCGCCCUCACCAAGCCAUCGAAUCAGUCCAGUCCUGCGUACAACAAGACGGCGCGACCGUUCGGGGGUUCUUCUUCCCCGACUCCCACCCUCGUUGCCCCCAUCCCGUCUGAAUCGUCUGCUUUCACACCGGCUGCCUCUCACGCCUCUCAGCCACCGCAGCCUCCGUUUCCACUGAAGCAGAGCGUCGGCGUCUCAGAAUCAGCACCUUCCGACUCUGCGCCAAAGCCCGGCUCCGCCCGCUCCACCUUCACCUCCACAUCUGCUUCCUCCUCCUCUUCAUCUAGCUCCUCCUCUCCAGCCAGAAUGACAGCCCCUCCCUCCCACCCCAGUGUCCCACAGCCCUCUGUCUAUAACACACCCAUAAACCUCUACUCCAACACCAAUGCCUGCGAGGUGGCUCUGGGACAGAGGAGGGGGCUUCUGGAGAGUCAAGGUCUGUCAGAGCAGUUCAAUGGAACUCCGCCUCCACCUAGACCGAGGAGAAAACCUGUGGCGGAGCCGGACUUGAACCAUGCGUCUCCUCUCAGUGACGCCAGUAAAAAGCGUCUGAUCGAGGACACGGAGGACUGGCAUCCACGGACGGGCACGUCCCAGUCCAGGUCCUUCCGCAUCCUGGCCCAGCUCACCGGCACCGAGGACGAACAAGCUGCAGAUAACGGUGGAAAAAAUGACGAGGACAAAACUACUCCCGCCGUCUACACGUCACCUGCAGCAAAAACAUACUCCAAAUCCGCAGCGGCACCCAGGAAUGGAAACGUGGGUUCCCCUUCCACAUUCAGGAGCCCAGUGUCCCAGAGCAAAACUGGAGUUCCAUCAGGUUUUCCUAAAGGUGGAGCUCUUCCCUCUUUUGGUAAAGUGUCCGCUCCUCCAUCCAAAGUUCCGGACCGCCCCACCCCACAGCCACACCCACAGGACCUGGACUCUCUGGUGCAGAGGGCCGAGCACAUCCCUGCAGGGACCCGGACCCCCAUGUGCAACAAGUGCAACAGCGUCAUCAGGGGGCCGUUCCUGGUGGCCAUGGGCAUGUCCUGGCAUCCAGAGGAGUUCAACUGCUCCCACUGCCACUCCUCCUUGGCAGACCGUGGCUUUGUGGAGGAGCGAGGCCAGGUGUACUGUGAACGCUGCUACGAGGACUUUUUGGCCCCCACCUGCUUCCACUGCCAGCACAAGAUUCUGGGGGAGGUCAUGAAUGCACUGAAGCAGACCUGGCAUGUGUCCUGUUUUGUCUGCGCUGCUUGUCAACAGCCAAUCAGAGGAAACAUGUUCCACAUGGAGGACGGAAAGCCAUACUGUGAAACAGACUACUACCAGCUGUUUGGGACUAACUGCCACGGCUGUGAUUUCCCCAUCGAAGCUGGAGACAAGUUCCUGGAGGCGCUAGGAUUCACCUGGCAUGACACCUGCUUUGUGUGUGCAGUGUGCACUGUCAGUUUGGAAGGUCAGCCAUUCUUCUCCAAAAAAGACAAACCUCUGUGUAAGAAACACGCCCACAGCGUCAACAUCUGAUCCACCCGGACCAGGACUUCAUGGGACCAGGACUUCAUGGGACAAGUCCACCAUGUCGGUUUUACAGCAAAUUAUCUGAUGAUUUGUCUGUUUGUGAAUUCUAUAAGAACAACAUCUGGUCUGAGGCUCCACUAUAAUCAUGAAUUUUUGACAUAGCCUUAUUUUAAUAUGAAAUCUUCAGGUUCUCUAGAGAAUUAUGCAUUUCAGUCCACUGCUAUGCACCUUUACCACUGUCUGUGCUAAUGUACGUGUCAUUAAGUGGAAUACUUAUUGUUAGUGUUGGGUUUUUUCUGCUUUGGGUUGGACGUGUUUUGCUUUUUCACUGACGUUUUGAUUCAGAGGUGGUUGGUUUUAAUCACCCAUUGGUUCCUCACACCAUCAGAUACUCGGAAAAAGUCAUGGUGACAAAUCUCUGCCAUGUGUUACUAAUUAGGGAUGCACAAUAUUUUUUAUUUUUUUUUUUUUACAACCGAUACUGAUAACUUCCUUCUUCUUGUAACCGAUACCGAAAACAAACCAAUAGUUCCCGUCCUUCACAUUCUUUUAUUAUUAUUUAAAGUCAGUUUUAAACUCAGUUAAUAGUAAAUUGGCUGUCAAACUUUCUUUCAGGGGCCACCCAUAUUCAGCCCAGUUUGAUCUCCAGUGGGCCGGACUAGUAAAAUAAUAGCAUAAUAACCUAUAAAUAAUGACAACUCCAAAUUUUUUAGUGCAAAA
This is a messenger RNA of Sphaeramia orbicularis (orbiculate cardinalfish), 2674 nucleotides long. RefSeq names its product PDZ and LIM domain 5b (gene pdlim5b). The record is from RefSeq and is a predicted model, not a curated record. Bases 113 to 1960 code for a protein of 615 amino acids. The transcript is spliced from 14 exons. Gene Ontology annotation, biological process: actin cytoskeleton organization; heart development; muscle structure development. NCBI's taxonomy places the organism in Eukaryota, Metazoa, Chordata, Actinopteri, Kurtiformes, Apogonidae. Gene Ontology annotation, molecular function: muscle alpha-actinin binding; actin binding. Gene Ontology annotation, cellular component: filamentous actin; stress fiber; Z disc.